This is a messenger RNA of Triticum urartu, 659 nucleotides long. The record is from RefSeq and is a predicted model, not a curated record. Lineage: Eukaryota; Viridiplantae; Streptophyta; Magnoliopsida; Poales; Poaceae.
UUUGCAGAAACUGGAUCCUUCGCGGAAAGGGCCGUAAACCGAACGGCCUUAUCACUGUCCUGUUGAAGGAGUUUUGGCCUGGCCUAUUCUGCCCGCGGCCAGACAGGGACCCGCAGCUGCGGGUUUUGGCCAUGAGCUGGGCCCACUACGAGGCUUGCAGCAACGCGGAGUACGGGACGGCCGCUAAGGCCGUGAUCACCAAAUUUUGGCAACUCUAUAGAGUUCUUGACGAGCACAAGGCCAGAGCCGACGUGGUCUUGCUUGCGGCUGCGAAGAAGAAAGCUCGUCAGUUGCAGUACGAGGUGCGCUGGGUUGCCGUCUCGCAGUACUACCACAUCUACCUGCAACAAAAGAUGACCAAAACUCAAGCGCAGAGGCAACGACUUACCUUGAACAGGGAGCAGUUCAUGAUGGUAACUAUUACUAACUUAUCAUUGUUUCAAGCAGUCAACUAUAUGUUUCGUGCUCACAUGUCAUGCUUCCAAAAUUUGCAUAGGUUAUUCCUCGUUGGUGCUAUGGAAGGCAUGAUGGAUGGGCGAGUUUGGUGGAUAGGUGGCUCGGCGACGAUGCAGAGUUUGCUGCCAAGAGCAUCAAGGCCCGGGCUAACCGUGGAAAAGACGGGACACACGGCCAAGGAAACAGGAACCACUGGGGCUUGA